AUGAAAACCUCAAAGGCAUCCCAGCGCUACAGAAGCAUCAGGAGAAAUGCCAGCCAGUGCUACCUCUACCAGGACGCUCUGCUGCUUGGUAACUCCGAUGACAGCUUUAAUGCUGAUGAAACGGGGGACAGCAGUGAUCCAGAACAAAUCUUCCAGAAUAUACAGUUUCAGAAAGAUCUCAUGGCAAAUAUUCGCUGCAGACCCUGGACCAUGGGGCAGAAGCUGCGGGCACUGAGACGAGCAAAGGAGAUUGUACUGAAGUUUGAAGGGAGGUUGACUAGAACCCGAGGCUACCAAGCAGCAGGAGCAGAGCUCUGGCGGAAAUUUGCCCGUCUGGCCUGUAACUUUGUGGUCAUUUUCAUCCCCUGGGAAAUGAGAAUAAAGAAAAUUGAGAGCCACUUCGGAUCUGGUGUGGCCUCCUACUUCAUCUUCCUGAGGUGGUUAUUCGGGAUUAACAUAGUCCUCACGAUGAUGACUGGUGCGUUUAUUGUCAUUCCCGAGCUGAUCGCAGGCCAGCCCUUUGGAAGUACCGCCAGCAAGACCAUCCCCCUGGAGCAGAUCACAUCUGCACAAGAUCUGGACACUGUCUGGUCCCUGGGGGGCUACCUUCAGUACUCUGUCCUGUUCUACGGGUACUAUGGAAGGGAGAGGAGGAUCGGGAGAGCCGGCUACCGUCUGCCCUUGGCGUAUUUCCUGGUGGGGAUGGCAGUGUUUGCUUACAGCUUCAUCAUUCUGUUAAAAAAAAUGGCUAAGAACUCCCGCACCAGCCUGGCCAGCGCUUCCAAUGAAAACUACACCUUCUGCUGGAGGGUUUUUUGUGCCUGGGAUUACCUCAUUGGGAACCCAGAGGCUGCAGAGAGCAAAACAGCCGCCAUCGUGAACAGCAUUAGGGAAGCCAUACUGGAAGAGCAAGAAAAGAAGAAAAACAAAAACAUGGCAGUGACUGUGUGUCUGAGAAUCAUUGCCAACAUCCUAGUGCUUCUCUCACUGGCUGGGAGCAUCUAUCUCAUCUACUUUGUGGUGGACCGGUCCCAGAAGCUGGAGCAGUCGAAGAAGGAGCUGACCCUUUGGGAGAAGAACGAGGUGAGCGUUGUGGUCUCCCUUGUCACCAUGCUAGCACCAUCUGCCUUUGACCUCAUCGCUGCCUUGGAGAUGUACCACCCACGAACGACACUGCGCUUCCAGCUAGCAAGGGUCCUGGUACUGUAUCUAGGAAAUCUCUACAGCCUGAUCAUUGCUCUUCUGGACAAAGUGAACAGCAUGAACAUUGAGGAAGCUGCUACUAAAAACAUCACAACCCACUGGACAGAUUCUUCCACUGUCUAUGCCACCAGUACAGUGCCUGAAGAAGGACAAUGGCCUACAUGGCCUGGGUCAGGAGUGGAACUCAGGAGAAACACCAGCACGUGGGUCUUGGAAGAGACAAGCCUUCUGACUUCUACCAUGCCGCACCCAAAGGCCAACAAGACGGUGUCCUACAUGCAGGGACCACAAGGCCAGUGCUGGGAGACAUAUGUUGGCCAGGAGAUGCUGAAGCUGUCUGUCAUUGACAUGCUCUUCACGGUGGCCAGCAUCCUCCUCAUAGACUUCUUCCGAGGACUUUUCGUUCGCUACCUGAGUGACUACUGGUGUUGGGACCUUGAAAGCAAGUUUCCUGAAUACGGAGAAUUCAAGAUUGCGGAAAAUGUGCUGCACCUCGUCUACAAUCAAGGCAUGAUCUGGAUGGGGGCCUUCUUCUCUCCGUGCCUGCCAGCCUUCAAUGUCCUCAAGCUCAUUGGGCUGAUGUACCUGAGGAGCUGGGCGGUGCUGACCUGUAAUGUACCUCACCAGCAAGUGUUUCGGGCGUCCAGAUCCAACAACUUCUACCUGGCAAUGCUCCUCUUCAUGCUGUUCCUCUGCAUGCUGCCGACCAUCUUUGCCAUUGUCCACUACAAGCCGUCCCUGAACUGUGGCCCCUUCAGUGGACAAGAGAAAAUUUAUGACAUUGUGUCAGAGACGAUAGAGAACGACUUCCCCGCCUGGUUUCACGCUGUGGUUGGACACAUCAGCAGCCCCGUGGUGAUCCUUCCAGCUGUGCUGCUUCUGUUCAUGCUCAUCUACUACCUCCAGAGCAUCGCGAGGUCGCUGAAGCUCAGCAGCCAGCAACUCAGGAUGCAGAUCCAAAAUGCAAGAUCCGAAGAUAAGAAGAAGGUUGCCCAAAUGGUAGAGGCUCGGAUCCAGACUCAUGAAGAAAGUGCCAAGAGGCUUCUAAAGGAUGGUGACCUUCUCAGCCAGCUGUCCUCAGCUUACAUGACAAUACCCCAAAACAAUGGCAAUGUGGUCAACUUUGACUCUCUGAGUAGCAAGAGCCUCAGGAUGGAGAGAGUCACAAGGUCCCUGCCCCAGAGUCCUGGGCAAGGGUCCAGGAGCCCCUGUUCUCCUCUUCUGGGUGGAUCUAAGUCACGGCCAGAGCAGGACACCAAUAGGUAUCGACCUGGGCCGUGUGCCAGCACAGACAACCUCCACAAAAACAGAUCCUGCUCGUCUGUGACACAAACACAGCCCCUCAAAGAUGUCCGCUCGGAGCCUCUUUCCCGAAAAGACUUUCAGCCGAUCAGACCUCCUUUCUGUGGACCUGGGGUCUCUGCCUUGAUGACACACAGCCGCAGACCCCGUGCUCCCAGAUACUAUGUUGUUAAGGAACGUGACUCUCACAAAAAGACCCACCCAGCUUUCUGGCCAGAAAGACAUUUCAAGAUAGAUGCUUUAGGUGACAUUGUAGAGCUGUAUCCCAGGAAUGGGCAGCAGUACAUGUCCUGGGACCCCCACCAGCCUUGCUCUCCACAGAUGAGUGAAGAAGAGGAGGAGAUGCUGAGGAGAGAUUUGGUCCACAGGCUGAUGCCCCCUGGCUCCCUGACAGACCUUCCUCGGGCUUCUUGUUUUUAUACUGGUGACAGAUCAGGAAGUGACACCAGAGACCCCGAGUACCAUCGAAGGGUGUACUACAGAUCUGGGGAUAAGGGUUUUGAAAGCCAGAUAGACAGACCCACAUUUGUUCACAAAAAGCCACGAUCCAGGAAUGCCCAAUACCCACAGCAUCCUCUGAAGGCCAGAGUCAAAACCAAGUUUGAGCCAUCCUUCACAGAAUCAGAUUCUGUGUCAGCAGCAUCCAGCAGUGACCAACAAAACAGCAACAAUGACCAAUACCUGCAGGUCAUGUCCACCCAGGGCAGAUUCCCAAGCCAGCUGGGCAGGAGGAAGGCCAAGUCCAGGCAGGUACUGCCCACGGAUCUAAAUGACCUGAUUUGCUCAAAUGUCUAGGCUUCUUCCCAUGUCCCUUCCCAAAGACUAGACCUCACUGGAAGUAUUGGGAACACGCAGUCCCACCCUUCCUAGAAGAAGGGAGCUCUCUGGAGCUGUUAAAGAUCUGUGGAGCUUCUUUAGGCUUAUGCGCCGCUGCUGUCUGAGGUUCUGAGACCCUCAGGCAGUAACUUCCUAGGCACAGCAAUGGUGUGCCAGCGCAAUUCCUGGUGUUUCUGUGUGUCUAGCACACAUCAGCACGUCAGGCGUCAUUUCAAGAAAAUGCCAGGCCUUGGAUUCCACUCAGGGUGGCCAUGCUCACCAGCAAGCCAGCCAGCUCACUGGGACUGCAAAAACCAACCAACCUUGACACUCUUGUUUGUCUUUAAUGAUAUGAGUGAGUGCUUUGCGCCAUGGCUUUCUUUUGACAUGCAGGCAUCAACACUCCAUGUGAGUGCCGGAAAUGAGGUGGCCACCCUUGAAGUGCUCCCAGGACUUAGUUUAUGAGGACAACCAGUUCAGUAGAGGCCGUUGGAGCACACUGCAAGCUUAUUUAACCCCGUGUUAGUUAAUCAGGAUGUAGGUUAGAACUGAUCCCAAACUUAUCCCUGGGGUAUCCCGGUUCACUAUGAAGGAUGGGGAUUGAGACUCAGUACCGUGCUCCGCUGGAACCGAGACUUAAACAUCGCCAAGAACACCCGUCUUCUCUCCUCUCGGCUCCGAUUCUGUGUUUGCUGACUUUGUUUUCCCUCACUGCCCAUACGUAGACUUCUUUCAGUUCAGGUAGGAGAUGAAGAAUUCACAGCCACGGAGAUGCUAGGCUUGUCGUCUGCUCCCAACAAACCCACAGAAAAGAGCAACGCUGACACUACCCUCUCCCGCUGUGUGCGCUCUCGGGGAGUGGUUCUUUGGCUUCUCUGACCUGCCCUGGCCAGGGCGUGGCAGCUGUGAACGAUCCAUCCCAUGGUAACCAGCUCGGUGCCCUGACUCUUUUCAUAUCACUUUUUAAAAAGCUCUGACCUUUAACAUUUCUGUCUCCUCUACGAUACUCCAAGUGUCUUUGGGAGGAAAAUGGUUCUACGUUCCCAGGAACUGGCACACACUAGUUAUCACAUGUGGGUUUUCCAUCUCUGCUGUCCAUCAGAAUAACAAUGGGGACUCUGCACAGAUCGGAUUUGGAAACAGAGCAUCCCACUGACAAUGCCAUAGCUGUGAGCCCCGAGCGCAUGCAGAGUCCAGAGCAAGGAAGACAUUUCAUGAGCAAACAAAGCUUGCAUGAGCUGCUUCCGUCAACUCUCCUUGUUAGUAAGAGGAAGAGCAAGGGUGGCACAGGCACCAGGGCAGACAGAUGUUCUUGCAGAAAUACAGCCUGUACAGAAUUGUGGUGUCUUUAGUGUCAGGUCGUGGUUCUGGCCAAAACUUUCCAGCUACAAGGUGUGUAUGUUCCAAUCUCCCUGCUUCUCAGGCCCCAGGCCUCAUUUACUGUCUCGUCGGAACUCAACACAAGCAGUUCCAUUUGACUGUUGUGGUUUGCACACCACCACAGCAGAGGGGCUUACCAGGCAGCAUACUUACCAUCCUGCCAUCACCAUCACCAGGGCUUUGGAGUGCAGGCACGGCUGGCUGGGUCCUUGUGGGUUCGCAACCCAGAUAAGGGAUGGUAUAGCAUUGCCCAUACUCUGGGACUUCUCUCGGGGAGCAUGCAGGGCUAGUGCCACUUCCUACCCAAAUCAUGCCUGAGCCUACUCAGCUCCGUGGAGACAAGGACCACAUCAUGUUAGAGUCAGCUGAGCUUCUGUUUCCCCACCUGAGAACUGGCUUCUCAGAAAUCAUGCGACCAGACCAGCGGUCUGCCAAUCUAACUGACAGGCUUGAAAAGCCCCUGCCUCUUCUUGCUUUCCAGUUUGAAUUAGUGUGUCAUUAAUGUUUGCUCAUCCUCAAUUAGAUCUGCAUAUGCAAAUUAGGGGCAUUUCCUCCCUACUCCUUAUUCCUCCCCUCCCCCCUAACUCCUGCUAUAUGACCUAGCCCCACUACUUCAAUAAACAAG
Messenger RNA from Meriones unguiculatus (Mongolian gerbil), 5326 nucleotides. RefSeq names its product transmembrane channel like 3 (gene Tmc3). The record is from RefSeq and is a predicted model, not a curated record. Gene Ontology annotation, cellular component: plasma membrane. The coding region runs from base 1 to 3300 and encodes 1099 amino acids. Gene Ontology annotation, molecular function: mechanosensitive monoatomic ion channel activity. The transcript is spliced from 22 exons. Lineage: Eukaryota; Metazoa; Chordata; Mammalia; Rodentia; Muridae.